Messenger RNA from Paramuricea clavata, 720 nucleotides. The record is from the annotation of a GenBank genome assembly. NCBI's taxonomy places the organism in Eukaryota, Metazoa, Cnidaria, Anthozoa, Malacalcyonacea, Plexauridae.
AUGAUCAAAUCAGUGAAAAGAUGUCUACGUAAAACACUAGGGAACGCGCGACUUACGUAUGAAGAACUCCUUACGGAACUUGUCGAGAUAGGAGCCAUUCUGAAUUCGAGACCACUAACAUACACAUCAACAGAAGAUUGCGAAGAACCCGUUACACCAUCACAUCUCAUGCAUGGUCGAAGACUUCUUUCCUUGCCAACGCAAGACGAAGUGGAAGACAAAGAUUGGGAACCAACGUCAACGGAUAUUGCAAAACGUGAAAGGCACUUGGCUUCUCUACUAGAUCAUUUCUGGAGAAGAUGGAAAACCGAGUAUUUAUUGGAAUUGAGAGAAGCGCAUAGAGACAGAAAAUCGGUACAAUCGAAUAAAGAAUUGAUGGAGAUAAAUGAUAUCGUAAUCGUGCAUGACGAAAACCGUUCUCGAAAUCUUUGGCGACUUGGCAGAGUGAUGCACUUAGUUCGUGGUAAUGAUGGUAAGGUUCGUGGAGCUAAAGUGAAAGUCGCUGAGAGAGGUAAGAAACCAACAACGCUUCGACGUCCUAUACAAAAGCUGUAUCCAAUUGAAAUCGGUAAUCAGGACAUAACCCAACAGAAAGUAGACAUGGACUCAACGACAAUCCAACCACAGAAAGAAGAGUCUAUAACUCAGAGACCUCGACGCGCAGCAGCAGUCAAGGCCACAGAGAAACGAAGAGAAUUGAUACGAAACGAACAGUUAUAA